AUGAACACAUUAACUAAAGAGUCCCGUACAGACGUUCAGUUCCACCUGGCGGCGCUGCGAGGUGACUGUGAGCGACUCAAACAACUGCUGGACACGGGGAAGGUGCACAUAGACUCCAGGGACAGGGACGGCACCACCCCGCUCAUCCUGUCAGCGGCCAUGGGUCACACGGACUGUGUCAAGGAGCUACUGGCGCAGGGAGCCGACCCCACCUGCUGCAGGACGACUGGUACCAGUGCCCUGUUCUUCGCUGCUCAAGGCGGGUUCCUAGAGGCUGCGCGCGCUCUGUUGGACGCGGGCGCUCCAGUGGACGCUCCUAGUGUGGACGGCGGCACGGCCCUGUUCGUGUCGUGUCAGUGUGGACACCUGCCUGUGGUGGAGGAACUCAUACACCGAGGAGCGGACGUUAACUGUGCUAUGAAGGACGGCGCCACUCCCCUGUUCAUCUCGUCUCAGAACGGCCACUCGUCCGUGUGUUCCCUACUACUAUCCGCGGGGUCGCGUGUGGACGCCCGCCGGUCGGACGGUGCCACUCCCCUGUGGAUCGCGUGUCAGUGUGGUCACGCGCCGGUGGUGCGGCUGCUGCUGGCGGCCGGCGCUGACGUGGACGCGCUCCGACAGGACGGCGCCAGUCCCCUGUUCAAGGCGGCCCACAAGGGUCACUCGUCGGUGGUGUCGGAGCUGCUCCGGUACCGCGCUAACAGAGGCCUGCUGCCGAACGGCCAGUCGGCGCUCCACGGCGCGGCCAUGUUUGGGCACGUGUCGUGCGCGCGUCUGUUGCUGACCGGAUGUGACGUCACGUCCGCCCUCCGGCUCCGUAACGCGGCCGGGCUCACUCCACCGCAGGCCGCCGCCGCGCACGGACGACACGACAUACUCAAAUACUUCGAUUCACUCACUAAGACGCACUCGUGA
This is a messenger RNA of Danaus chrysippus (African queen), 915 nucleotides long. The record is from the annotation of a GenBank genome assembly. Lineage: Eukaryota; Metazoa; Arthropoda; Insecta; Lepidoptera; Nymphalidae.